GCUGGAGUCGGUUAUUUAUGACGUAACAGUUUAUGCGACAGGUGAAGGUCGGAAGACAAACCUUCCCAACGUGUUUAUCCAUCUACAGUACUAGUCUCUGAUCAAUCUCAUUCCCCCCGAGAGACGGAUAUAAUAAAACCCAGAUACGAUGCGGUUGUUAAGUGGAGCGGUGUUGCGGGCCACGAUGAGACACCGCUGUCGCUACUUUUCUGUGGCACAAAACAACUGGAACGCCAGAAAAGGUCUGGUACUCGGUGUUUACGAGAGUGAGAGGGAGGACGACUCUCUCCAUCUAACUGAAUCAGCAGCUGGUGUCGACAGAGUUCUGUCUGGUAAACUGACUGAGCUGCUAAAGAUAUCAGGACCAGGUCUGAAGAAAGGGAAGAGCAGAAUAUUCUACGGUCUUCAUGAGGACUUCCCAUGCAUAGCAGUAGUUGGUCUAGGGAGGAACUCUCUGGGUGUGUGUGGAACAGAGUACUGGGACACCUGUAAGGAGAACAUCAGGGCUGCUAUAGCAGGAGGCUGCAGGGUUCUCCAGAACCAUGUGUUGACCCAUAUAGAGGUGGAUGGGUGUAAUGACAGCCAGUCAGCAGCAGAGGGAGCUGUUCUUGGACUGUUUACUUACGAUGACCUGAAAACCAAGAAGAAGACCAGAGUCACCACACAGCUGCAUGGCAGUGGAUGUGUGUCUGGCUGGGAGAAAGGUGUGCUGUACGGAGAGGGGCAGAACCUGGCCCGUUACCUGAUGGAAGCUCCAGCCAAUCAUGUCACUCCGUCAGUCUUCGCUGACACCAUCACAAACAGACUGGCUCCCUACGCCGACCACGUCACCGUCCAUAAGAGGUCUCAAGAGUGGAUAGAGGAGCAGCAGAUGGGAGCGUUCCUCAGUGUUUCUAAAGGCUCAGAGGAACCGCCUGUCUUCCUGGAGCUACACUACAACGGUUGUCCUGACAACACACAGUGUCCUCUACUGCUGGUGGGCAAGGGCAUCACCUUUGACAGUGGUGGGAUCAGUCUAAAGCCUCCGUCAGGUAUGGACGCGAUGAGGGCUGAUAUGGGAGGAGCCGCCACAGUGUGUUCCGCCAUCGUCACAGCAGCAGCCCUCAACCUGCCAAUCAACAUCAUAGGUCUUGCACCUCUCUGUGAGAACAUGCCCAGUGGGAAAGCCAACAAGCCUGGAGAUGUCGUCACCGCCAAGAACGGCAAAACCAUACAGGUGGACAACACGGACGCAGAGGGACGGUUGAUCCUAGCAGAUGCUCUCUGUUACGCUCACAGCUUCAACCCCAGAGCCAUCGUCAACGCUGCUACCCUCACUGGAGCGAUGGAUGUUGCUCUGGGUUCAGCAGCGACAGGAGUCUUCACCAACUCUGACUGGCUCUGGGAACAGCUUCACAAGGCCAGUGUGGUAACAGGAGACCGGGUGUGGAGGAUGCCGUUGUUUCAACAUUACACCAGACAGGUCACUGACUGCCAGCUGGCCGACCUCAACAACGUUGGCAAGUACAGCCGUUCUGGCGGAGCCUGCACGGCGGCAGCGUUUCUGAGGGAGUUUGUGACGGCUCCUCAUUGGGCGCACCUGGACAUCGCCGGGGUGAUGACCAAUAAGGACGAGGUUCCCUACCUGAAGAAAGGAAUGUCUGGGAGACCGACACGAACACUGGUAGAGUUCGCUGCUGGAAUGGCCAACAAAGCCUGAAGACACAUACACACACACCACUCCUACACACACUGAGCUGGCUGGAGAAUGAUUAUUCUGUAGAGACAGAGACACUGGUACUAUGUAGAGUUACAGACUGCUUCCCCAGCACAUGUAACUAAUUCCCUCUCUAGUUUAUAGCCUACAUUCAUUGAGAAACUGAAUGUAUGUAAAUGGACAAGGUAUAUCGUAUCCUACCCUACAAGGUAUAUCGUAUCCUUCCCUACAAAAAGAGUUUGCAGUCAGAGUGCAGUGUAACUGCAUCAUGUUUUAACUGCAGUUAUUCUGCAAUCACUGCUUCCAAAAUACCACCGUCGACUUUAAUCUUGUUUUGGAACGGUAACUACGCAAAGUGUUGUUGCGUAGCGACACUACGCAGCCCUACAAUUUAUAACUGGAAGAACGCAGGAUGGCCUUUUCUGCGUAGCCUUCUUGCGUUGCAUAGUAGGGUAAAAACGAGGCUUCAGUGACAAGUCAGUUAACCUCUUCUGUCCAGUAGUUGUGGGAGAAACUAAUGCUGAAGUUGGUAUGCACUUUUGCGCACAAAAAACUGUCAAAUAUUAUUAUUAUUGCCAUGUCAUUUAAAUAAAACACCAAUAAAACCA
Messenger RNA from Oncorhynchus mykiss (rainbow trout), 2304 nucleotides. Lineage: Eukaryota; Metazoa; Chordata; Actinopteri; Salmoniformes; Salmonidae. The record is from RefSeq and is a predicted model, not a curated record.